AUGUGGUGGACAUUCAGCGUGCUCUUCAGCGCCGUCUUCCUCUUCAGCAUCGUCCUCUCCAUACCCGUCGCCUUUGACGUCGGCGGCCGCGACUCGGGCCUCGCCUACAGCCUCGCCCUCUUUGUCUACUACGUCGCCUACUCGUGCCUGCGCAUCGCCGUCCCCGAAAAGUCGCGCUUCGGAUGGUCCGUCCACGCCUUCCUGCGCCUCUCCCAGUGGGUCGUGAUUCCCGCCCUGCUCAUCUGGGCCCUCGGCCAGUUCGCCAUUGACGCCCCGGGCUCCGGCUGGGUCGAGCGCACCCUCAGCCGCGGCGGCGGCAUCCUCCACGCAAAGACGCCCGCCUCGUGGUCCGAGUACUUCUUCGGCAAGAAUGGCCUGCUCGAGACCGUCACCCUCGGCGUCUGGGACAACAUCCUGCGCUACUCGGGCCCCGUCUUCCAGCUGCUCGAGGGCUUCUGCACCUUGCUCGUCAUCCAGGCCGCCGGCCAGAUCACCCGCUGGCUCGUGAACCGCGGACGCAGCGACACCUGGGUCAUUGUGCUCCUCGUCUUCUCCGCCUCCAUCAUCGCCAGCGCCGUCUACUUUCUCUGGCGAGUCGCCCAGUUCCCGCAAAUCAGCAACUUUGAUGCCACGCUCAUUGGCGUCACCAUGACCACCGCCGUCUUCCUGUGCGCCUACGGUAUUGGAAGCGGCCGCGGCAGUCCUGUCGAGUCGUCGCUGCUCUUUGCCUACGUCGUUCUCUGCGUCUACCAAAUCUUUACCGACUACAUGCCUUCCGGCUCGGCCGCCAAUCCCGAGGAUAUUGGCGUCGCCCAGCCCGAGUUUCCACCUCUGCCGCCCAUCAUCAUGGCCUCGUACUCGACCGUCAUGCACCUCCUCAGCUCCCUGCCGAGUGCCAUGCACUCGUCGCUCGCCUUUCUCUACGCCGCCUUUCAAACUAUCACGCCGUCCGUCAUCAUCUCGCUCACCUACAGACUCCUCGUCUUUUACUGCGCGACCCGCAUCAUUCCCUCGGUCCGUGACCUCGGCGCCAGAGCCCUGCUGCGGGAUCCCGACUUUGACGACACCGAAACCUCGAGCGUCUUUCUGGGCAUUCUCAGCUGGUUCUCCCCGUCGAUCCUCGUGGCCGUUUACACCAGCCUGCUGCUGCAGCACUUUUCCGCCAGCGAAGGCCCCGACGGCUGGACGUUAAGGGCCGGUGAUGCCGGCAGCAGCAACUGGCGCUGGAUCAACGUCGGCCUCACCAUGGUCCUGUACGGUGUCGAGCUCUACCUCGGCACUGAGCAACAAGACCACUGGAAGGUGGACUAA
Molecule: messenger RNA, 1311 nt
Organism: Akanthomyces muscarius
Lineage: Eukaryota; Fungi; Ascomycota; Sordariomycetes; Hypocreales; Cordycipitaceae
Exons: 2
Coding region: 1-1311 (436 amino acids)
Biological process (GO): septin ring assembly; endoplasmic reticulum inheritance
Cellular component (GO): endoplasmic reticulum membrane; perinuclear endoplasmic reticulum; cortical endoplasmic reticulum
Source: RefSeq, a predicted model, not a curated record